AUGGUCACCGCUACAUCUGCUCGACUACUUCGAGCCGCCGCUAACAAUGCUCGGCCAAUCGCCAGAAGGUGUUACGCUACUUCCGUCACUGGAUAUGGAAGAGAAGUCGAGGGUUUCGUCGGAGCCAUAGGAAAUACUCCCUUGAUUCGUAUUAAUCGAUUAUCCGAAGAAACAGGAUGUAACAUCCUUGCCAAAGCCGAAUUCAUGUCACCAGGAGGAUCAAUCAAGGAUCGAGCUGCCCUCUACUUAGUCAAGGACGCAGAAGAGAAAGGUCUUAUUAGACCUGGAGGAACUGUGGUUGAAGGUACAGCUGGAAAUACAGGUAUCGGAUUAGCACAUGUUUGUAGAUCAAAAGGAUACCAAUGUGUAAUCUACAUGCCAGAUACUCAAAGUCAAGAAAAGAUUGAUUUAUUGAGAAUGUUGGGUGCUGAUGUCCGACCUGUCCCUGCCGUCGCAUUUGAUAAUCCUCAAAAUUACAAUCAUCAAGCCAAGCGAUAUGCCGAAUCAUUAGAUAACGCAGUAUGGACCAAUCAAUUCGAUAACACAGCUAACAGAGAAGCUCAUAUCAUAACUACCGGUCCUGAAAUCUGGGAUCAAACAAACGGUGGAAAAUUAGAUGCAUUCAUUUGUGCUACUGGUACAGGCGGAACUUUAGCUGGUGUAGCUAGAUAUUUAACUGAAAAAUCAAAUGGAAAAGUAGAAGCUUGGUUGGCUGAUCCACCAGGAAGUGUUUUAUACAAUCUAGUUGAAAAUGGCAGGAUUGAAAGAGUCGGAAAUGGCUCUAUCACCGAGGGUAUCGGACAAGGACGAGUAACUUCAAAUCUCCAACCUGACCUCUCCCUUCUUACCGGGGCUAUACACGUUCCCGAUUCAGCAUCUAUCAAUAUGGUUUAUCGAUUACUUGAUGAAGAGGGUCUUUACGUCGGUGCUUCUAGUGCAUUGAACAUCUGGGCAGCAGCAGAAUUGGCCAAGAAGAAAGGUAAAGGAAGUACCGUAGUCACUAUUCUUUGUGAUGGUGCUUAUCGAUACCAAAAUCGUCUAUUCUCACGAGUAUGGCUAGAAUCAAAAGGACUCAUCUCACAUAUACCUGAGAAACUCCAAAAAUACAUUGUCCUCCCAUAG
Molecule: messenger RNA, 1122 nt
Organism: Kwoniella shivajii
Lineage: Eukaryota; Fungi; Basidiomycota; Tremellomycetes; Tremellales; Cryptococcaceae
Product: cysteine synthase
Exons: 5
Coding region: 1-1122 (373 amino acids)
Cellular component (GO): cytoplasm
Molecular function (GO): pyridoxal phosphate binding
Source: RefSeq, a predicted model, not a curated record